Molecule: messenger RNA, 675 nt
Organism: Alternaria atra
Lineage: Eukaryota; Fungi; Ascomycota; Dothideomycetes; Pleosporales; Pleosporaceae
Exons: 3
Coding region: 1-675 (224 amino acids)
Source: RefSeq, a predicted model, not a curated record
AUGCCGCCCAAGAAGGACACUGCUGGUGCUGAGUCCAAUGCCCUUCUAGUCGGCUUUACGGACAAGGAGACCAAACUCUUGGCCGCUGCCUUUGUCAGCUCAACUGCUCCCGACAAGUACGACUACGACAUCAUGGCUGCGUUGACCGGCAACACCGCUGGCUCCCUCAAGAAGAUGUGGCCUCAGGUCAAGAAGAAGACCCUUGAGGGUCAUGCUUCCUUCGCUGCCUUCCUUGGACAAGCUGGUGUCUCCGCAGCCACCGCUCCUGCUACUAGUGAGCCCAAGCCUGCCGCCCGUGCCAAGGUCGUCAGGAAGCGCAAGGCUGUCGAUGAGGUCCCUGAGGACGCUGAAGACUCUGCCAAAGAUCUUGAUCCUCCCUCCGUCGCCGACAAGUCUGAGGGUGAUAAGUCAGACUCCAAGAAGAAGGCCCCUGCUGUGAAGAAGGAGAAGAAAGCCCCAACUCAGAAGAAGGAGCCAAUCAAGGGCAAGGGACGUCCUAAGAAGGUGGUUAAGAAGGAGGAGUCUGCAUCUGAGGAAGAAGUGAAAGGCGAGUCCGCCGAAAACUCCGCUGAUGGCGGUGACGGCCUUGGUGAGUUUUCCUUCCACAAGAACAUCAAAAAGUGGCUGGACCAUACUGACGGUCAGUUAGGCGGUGAGGUUGAAGACGAUAUCUAG